CUGUGAACUACUGAGAAAAGAUUGAGAAGAUGGCAAUGUUGGUGUUUUUAGCAGCUCUUCUCUCUGCUGUUCUUAUGAGUGGAUGCACUCAGAAUGUAAACAUGUCAGUCGACUGUUCUGACUUUUAUUACUCAGGACAAACAGUCAGUGGGAUUUACUCCAUCUAUCCAGCAGGAUACAUUCCCGUCUCAGUUUACUGUGAGAUGAUCUCAGGUGGGAAAGAUCAAGACAACGGAGCAUGGACGGUGUUUCAGAGGAGAAUGGACGGCACUGUGAAUUUCUAUCAGCCGUGGAAUCAGUACAAGAGAGGAUUUGGGAAUGUGGAGGGAGAAUACUGGCUGGGGCUGGAGAACAUGUACCAGCUGACACGUAAGAACAAGUACAUGCUGAGAGUGGAUCUGGAGGACUUUCAUGGAAAUAAAGCUUUUGCUCUGUACUCGUCCUUCUCUGUGGGUCCUGAAGCUGAUGGAUAUAAACUACAUGUUUCAGGAUUCAUUGAUGGAGGAGCAGGCGACUCUUUAUCUUUCCAUAAUGGACAGAAGUUCUCCACCUUUGAAAAUGACCAAGAUGACUCUGGAGAUAACUGUGCCAAAAAGCAUCUCGGGGGAUUUUGGUACAAAGACUGUUAUGGUACAAACCCCAAUGGUAUAUAUUUAUGGGGUGAAGAUGACAUCCUUGAUCACAUUGGAAAUGUUUGGAAAACAUGGAAGGGUUUUAAUGUCGGUAUGAAAUCCAUCAGCAUGAAGAUCAAACGUGUGUCUUAGAAACACUGUACGUAG
Carassius carassius (crucian carp) is the source of this 779-nucleotide messenger RNA. Its product is annotated as microfibril-associated glycoprotein 4-like. Bases 30 to 764 code for a protein of 244 amino acids. Gene Ontology annotation, biological process: elastic fiber assembly. The transcript has 5 exons. Lineage: Eukaryota; Metazoa; Chordata; Actinopteri; Cypriniformes; Cyprinidae. The record is from RefSeq and is a predicted model, not a curated record.